CACCACACGGGCACAGUCAACAUACAGUUCACUUAAAGACUGCACAGUCAUAAAGAUAUUCCUUAGCCGCUGCCACUAUUUUGCAAAAUCUGACUGCCACAGUAAAUCACUUCGGUUUUACGCCAGCCAAGACUUGAUGCUUGUUUUAGUUUGGAGGUUUUGCAUUCUUUCUCCUGUAAUAAAGUAUUCGCUCCUAUUGUGAAAUCUGAAUAAUCCAGAAUCUUGCCAUGGCGGAAACGGGCGAAGGUCGCGUCCCCUGCGGACAGCACACCUGCAUCCCGAAAUGCAUGGAACCCCUGAAAAUCCGCGACAUCACCCUGAAGAACCGUAUCGUCGUCUCGCCCAUGUGCCAGUAUUCAGCCAACGACGGGUUUCCCAACGACUGGCACCUGGUGCAUCUGGGCAGCCGGGCCAUCGGCGGCGCCGGACUUCUGUUCUUCGAGGCCACAGCGGUGUGUCCGGAAGGCCGCAUCUCUCCGGAGGACCUCGGGAUCUGGAAGGACGAACACAUUGAGCCGCUGGUGCGCAUCGUUAAAUUCAUCCGGGAACAGAACUGCGUUGCCGGGAUCCAGAUCGCCCAUGCCGGACGGAAAGCCAGUCAUUCCGCGCCGUGGAAAGGGGACACACUGAUCCCGGUGGAUCGUGGUGGAUGGGUGCGUGUCGCGCCCAGUGCGGUGCCGUUCAAGCCCAGCGAACCAGCGCCCCGGGCGAUGACCCGGGAGGACAUUCAAAAGGCUGUGGAAAUGUUCCGUGCCGCCGCGGAACGUGCGCUGAAAGCCGGGUUCCAGGUGCUGGAGAUCCAUGGCGCCCACGGAUACUUGAUCAACGAGUUUCUUUCUCCGUUGAGCAACAAGCGGACGGAUGAAUACGGUGGGUCUUUUGAGAACCGGAUUCGACUUCUGCUGGAGGUCACCGAGGCGGUGCGGACUGUUUGGCCGGACACUUUGCCGUUGUUUGUCCGGCUCUCGGCCACCGACUGGGCGGACGACGGAUGGACAAAGGAGGACACCGUGGAGUUGGCGAAAGUGUUGAAAACGAAGGAGGUGGAUCUGAUCGAUGUGACCACUGGCGGCAUUGACCCCAAUCCCAAGAUUCCGGUGGGUCCGUUGUAUCAGGUGCCGUUCGCGGAGGCGGUAAAGAAGGAAGCUGAAAUGAUGACGGGCGCGGUGGGACUGAUUAACACCCCCGAGGAGGUGGAGAGUGUGAUCAAGGAGGGCCGAGCGGAUCUAGUGUUCAUGGCCCGCGGGUUUAUUCGGGAUCCGUAUUUUGCGCGACGGGCCGCGGAGGUCCUGGGUUCGCCGAUGGAAUGGAUGGGGCAAUAUCAGCGAACGGGGACAUACAUGCCUCGAAAGGACCGUCAGCAUAUCCUGUCCAAAUAACUGAGAAACAUGACAUUUGCUGAGUUUAUUAAUCAUUCACUGUUUAAGUUUAGAGCGGCACUGUAUUUGCAUUUGGAGUUAAUUUAUUUGGCUGAGCGCUUUGCUCUGGUGAUGGGACGAUUGAGGACAACACUACUCAUAUGCAGACUGUGGAUAAACAUAUUUACCAUUGUGCGCUAUAUUACAAGAAAACAUGUCAUUUCCCGCAUCAACGAACUGCCUAACCAGUAUGUACAUAGCAAUCAAUCGCGACAUUUGUCUGGAUGUACGAAAUAACCG
Messenger RNA from Paramacrobiotus metropolitanus, 1658 nucleotides. RefSeq names its product NADPH dehydrogenase-like. Gene Ontology annotation, molecular function: NADP binding; FMN binding; NADPH dehydrogenase activity. Gene Ontology annotation, cellular component: intracellular anatomical structure. Lineage: Eukaryota; Metazoa; Tardigrada; Eutardigrada; Parachela; Macrobiotidae. The transcript has 2 exons. The record is from RefSeq and is a predicted model, not a curated record. The coding region runs from base 228 to 1379 and encodes 383 amino acids.